CCGCCGCACCUCCAUCUAUCGAGUAAAAUCAUCAACUUUCGGUCUUGCCAUUAUUCGCGCUCAAUCCCUCUGAUUAUCCGCCGGUUUCAAGUUAUUACUGCCCCAAAAUGGGCGUGUGGGGAUCGUUACGAGAAUUCUUGAAGGAAUACUUCUGGUUGCGGGUCCUAAUCGGCGUGAGCCUGGUCAUCUUGACCUUGAUGGUGUGGCACUGGAAGCGGCGAAAAGACCGAUUGGCCUAUUUAAGAGAGCAAUGGCGUUUGGCGGGUCAAAACGUGGUGGUUUUGCAUCAAUUUCCACGCGCUCGAUUUUGCCCCAAUCCGUCGCCCUUUUCCAUCAAAUUAGAGACCUUUUUGCGUAUGACGGGCAUUAAGUAUGUCAACGAUUUCGAGGAGUACUUAAGCCACAAGCAGAAGUGCCCUUGGAUCACGGUCAACGGGAAAGAUGUGGCCGAUUCGCAACUAGCCAUUCUCCACUUAAAUGACAUUUUGGACCGAAGUCCCUCCAAAGGGUUUAGUGGGCGUGACCAAGGGGCGGGUAAUGCGUUCCGUAUCAUGUUGGAAGAUCAUUUCUAUUGGGGGUUUGUGUUGGAUCGCUGGAUUUAUCAGCGGGGAUAUCAUGCCGUGGACAAUUUUGAGCCCUUGCCCUUGCCCGUGAAUGUGACUCGGCUGAUGUUUAGAUGGGCGGGGCGGCGACUUUUGGGCCAAGCUGAAGCUCAUGGCAUGGGACGGCACACCCAAGAUGAGGUGGAACGAUUGUGCUUGGGGGAUUUGAAAGCCAUUUCGGAAUAUUUGGGAGACAAACCCUUCUUGUUGGGCGACACGCCCACCGAGGUGGAUUGCACGUUGUUUGGCUUUAUGGUCAUGAUCUUUCAUUGCUCGCAAGAUGAUUUAGUGUAUAGGACAGAGACCAAAGACAAGUGGAACAACCUAUUUCUCCACAUGGAACGCAUGAAAGAAAAGUACUGGCCAGAUUGGGACGAGGUUCAGAACAAAAAGUGAUCUAUCCAUGGGAUACUUGAAAGUCUCGUAAAUAAACGCAUGUGCUCAAACAAUA
Tigriopus californicus is the source of this 1053-nucleotide messenger RNA. RefSeq names its product failed axon connections-like. The transcript has a single exon. The record is from RefSeq and is a predicted model, not a curated record. NCBI's taxonomy places the organism in Eukaryota, Metazoa, Arthropoda, Copepoda, Harpacticoida, Harpacticidae. The coding region runs from base 108 to 998 and encodes 296 amino acids. Gene Ontology annotation, cellular component: cytoplasm.